This is a messenger RNA of Penicillium manginii, 381 nucleotides long. RefSeq lists its product as uncharacterized. The coding region runs from base 1 to 381 and encodes 126 amino acids. NCBI's taxonomy places the organism in Eukaryota, Fungi, Ascomycota, Eurotiomycetes, Eurotiales, Aspergillaceae. The record is from RefSeq and is a predicted model, not a curated record. The transcript is spliced from 3 exons.
AUGAAGUCCCCCGUCUUCAUCCUCACUGCUCUUCUUCCCUUGGCUACGCAGGUAGCCUUGGCCAAUCCAAUUGCCGACGCUGACUCUUCUCUGGAAGAACGAGGCGGAGGAGGAGGCAACUGGAACGGCGGAGGCAAGAACUGGGGAGGUGAUCAUCAGCGCCCCCAGGAUUGGUGCAAGGUGAAGAAGACCUAUUGGUAUCACAAGUAUCCUUGUGAUGAAAGUGGCACAGUUGGCAAGUCCAAUGUCGGCGACACCUUUGCACCCGUCUGCAAGUACCAGAAUUGGUACAAGAAUUCGAAGGGUUGGUGGGUCAAGGAGGACAACAAGCCGUAUCGCUGCGUGGGAGAGAAAAUGAUCUCUGCUGAUCUUGAAAACUAA